AUGACAAAGAGUUUUUACAUGAUAGAACAAGCUCCUGUGCCAGUUUUACUUGGCUCUUUAGUAAGUCCAGCAGUAGCGGUUGAUGGUUUAGUGACGACGGUAGUUGGAUUCAUUUUUAUUGUUAGAAGACUAUCAAGUUUUGAUUUGGAUACUUUUUUAGAAUUCGAAUUUGUUGAUGAGAAGAAAGUCAUGAAUUUUG
Molecule: messenger RNA, 199 nt
Organism: Funneliformis geosporum
Lineage: Eukaryota; Fungi; Glomeromycota; Glomeromycetes; Glomerales; Glomeraceae
Source: the annotation of a GenBank genome assembly